Messenger RNA from Benincasa hispida (wax gourd), 2582 nucleotides. The record is from RefSeq and is a predicted model, not a curated record. NCBI's taxonomy places the organism in Eukaryota, Viridiplantae, Streptophyta, Magnoliopsida, Cucurbitales, Cucurbitaceae.
UCUAUGUAAAUAAAUAUUUCAUGGCACAACAAAGAAAUACCAGACUCAUAAAAAACAAAUUCGAUCAAUGACCACGUUCUCAAAGUUAAUGAUUUAAUCUAGUUUUAUAAGGACCCGAUCCACAUUCAAGAUUUGACUAGAGAACCACAGCAAUCACAUAAAAUUGAACUAGAACAAGUAACACUAUCACAUUCUAUUUUUAGUGCUGUUCCUCUCCCACUCUUCUUUCUUCUAGGGGUGCAGGGGCAAGCUUUAGAGUGGAUUAUUUUUUUUUUUGGAUAAAGCUUAAGUGUGGAUAUUAGUUUGUAUGUGUAUUUAUUGGAAUCAAGAAAGAAAAAUCAAUAAUUAAACAGAAUAAACCAAAUUCAUAGAUGAGAUCCUAGACUACCAAUACUAUAAAAAGUUAAAAACAUUGUAGGGGCUGCCUUAGUUUAAAAUUUGGUUGUGUGCCACUAUAUUUUGGAAUUAAACGCAUGUUUAUUUUGCACAAAGACUGUCAAGUUUCCUGGAUAAUCGUCAAUAAAUUAAUUAAAAUUAAAUCCAAGCAAUUAAUGAAAAUUAUAGACUUAUAGUCAAGUUUCAUGGAAAUAGAAGAUGUUUCUAUAGAAUCACAAGUAAUCUUACGGAAUUGUGAAAUAUUAGAACUAAUCAAAAUUAAUUCUAAGCAAUUACUGACAAUUAUAAUCAGUCAAUUUCAUGAGGCUAAUAUAUACUAAUUAUGUAUCAGGUAAUUAAUAACAAUAUCACUGGUUUUAAUAGUAGUUUACACUAGUUAAUUAAUUUCUUUAAACUCAACCAAAUGAAAUAAAUAAAUAAAUCUGGAAGAUUUGACAUUUUUAUUGGUCCUAACAAAAAUACAAGUUCUUUCUGCUCUAGUUUAUUUUAGAUUUCCCAAUGAUUAGGAGAUGAAAAGGAAAAUAAUGAAGGAGGAAGAUGAAGCAAGAGUAAAGAAAAGGGUAAGCUCUUUAUUAUUUACACUGGCCAACUCAAUGGUGGGAGAGAUCGUAUGGCAAACCCCUGCCAACCCUCCACAACGAAGCGAUUAUAUAUUUCACAAUGGGAGGCGGCACGUUAGACCUUACUACUUCGAGUUCAUUGCUCAUGUUAAAAAUCGGUGGGCCGGUAAAACCAUUGUCGACUUAUUUGCUGAAGAGUUCAAAGGCCGGCCUUACGAGUACUAUGUUGAUGCUGUCAAAUGUGGUCGCAUACAAGUCGAUGGGGAGAUGGUGCCUGUUUCAUAUAUAGUUAAAUCAUCUCAAAAGAUAAGCCAUUUCCUGCACAGGCAUGAACCUCCGGUAAUGGCUUGGGGCGUGAAAAUUCUCAAAGAAGAAGCAGAAGUGCUCACGGUUUGCAAGCCUGCAUCUGUUCCGGUUCAUCCAUGUGGUCAAUAUAGGAAAAACACAGUUGUCGGUAUACUUGAAGCAGAGCAUGGUUUGGCACCUCUAUUUCCUAUACAUCGACUAGACCGCCUUGUUUCAGGACUUCUUAUUCUUGCUAGAAAUGCAUCCAAAGCUGACCUUUUCAGACAACAGAUUGAGUCUGGGCUGGUGAAGAAGCAGUAUAUUGCAAGGGUAGUGGGUGUAUUUCCAGAAGCAGAGCAAGUUGUUGAUGUUAAUAUAAAUUACAAUGCUCGAGAGGGAAGGAGCACAGCGGAGAUGGUUGAUUCUUGCGCUAAUACUCCAAUAAAGGGGAAGGCUGCUCAAACAAAGUUUACGCGCAUCAGUUCCGAUGGAGUCCAAAGCAUUGUUUUAUGUGAACCGAUCACUGGCCGAACUCAUCAAAUCCGUGUGCAUUUGCAAUAUACAGGUUAUCCCAUAGCCAACGAUACACUGUACCUUACAAAAGAAGCUUCAGGUCGUUCCGUGGAAAAAACAACUGCAGAUAGAGCUGCUGCAAUAUCAAACUGUUCUGCGGCAUGUGAUAUUGAAGAAGAUUGUGUUAAUGCACGCGAAGAAAACUGGAGUGAAGAUUUUAGAAUUGAUCCCAUGUGUACAAACUGUCCAAAUUUGGCUCCAAAGGGAUACGACGGAGAGGAAGAGGGUCUGUGGCUGCAUUGUGUUCAGUACUCUGGACCAGGAUGGAUCUACGAAUGCCCAUAUCCACAAUGGGCUUCACUUAAAUAGCCUUUUCACCGACCCUCCAUUCUUCUUGCUUUCGCUAUAUUCGUGCAUCAACAUUGUUAUCAUUACUGAUUACGGCGCCGGACAGUUUACGAAAAAUGUAUUUUGGAAGAGAGUUCCAAUGCCCCAGUGCUUAAAUUAUAAAUUUAGUGCUUGAACAUUUAGAUUUGUAUUAAUUUGGUUACUGAGGUAAAAAGUGUUUAAUAGGUUUUAGUCUUUCAAUUUUGUAUUCAAUAAGUCAUUUAGGGGGUGUUUGGGGAUUCAACAUGAGAUGAUAUAUCAAGGGUUGAUAUAUCAUCUCAGUGUUUGGAGGUCCACUAUUAUCUUACCGAUUUUAAUUAUUUAUAAGCUCAUUUUCGGAACGCGUUUCGUAUCCCACUGUCAUUUUUCUUUCGUGUAUUGUAUGUCAUCGUAGCUCUCAAACAUUAUCUUAACCAAACUCUACAUUCUUAGCUGCUUCAA